Messenger RNA from Caenorhabditis sp. 36 PRJEB53466, 1843 nucleotides. Lineage: Eukaryota; Metazoa; Nematoda; Chromadorea; Rhabditida; Rhabditidae. The record is from the annotation of a GenBank genome assembly.
AUGGAAGUGCCCACUUCAUCGGCCAACUUGACACAUUUCACGACAAACUGUAGAAUUUGUCUGAAAGACGGUCACGGACAGCACUUUGGAUUGGAGACUUGUCGAGCGUGUGCCGCGUUUUUUCGGUGAGCAAUUGUAGGGCCAAUAUGUAGGCGAACGUGUUUGUAUUUCAGCCGAACAGUCGUCUUGAAUCGAAAGUACAAGUGUAGCAAAAGGACGGGAAAGUGUGAAAUCGGGACGGCCGACGAAAAGCUUCUCUGUAAAUUUUGCCGCUUCAAAAAGUGUCUCGAUCUUGGAAUGACGACGGAAAGUGAGUUUUUUCUGAAAAACCGCCAGACACGAAAACAAUUGUUUCUUUUACAGACGUGCGAACAGAUCAAGUGAUAAAAAACGAAGAAGAAGUGGUUCCGAUCACGUCGCCAGCUUCUUCUUCUUCUUCUUCUUCUUCCUCUUUGUCAAUAUCAACUCCAGAAUUGGCUGGAGGAGUCGAUCGGGUCGAAUACAGUAUUAUCCAUCCGAAGACGAGAGCGCCCGCCAUGCUCAUCGACGUCAACGCGAUCAUAAAAAGGAGUCGCGCUAUUUUGGAGACUGUAAGUCGAUAGACAUGUUACUCUCCACAUGGUGCAUCGUCCAGCUCUUUUUUUUGGUAUUGUGCCCAACAUUUGAGAUGUUCUGACUUUUCCCACAUGGUGCAUCGUCCAAAACUUUCACACUUUUCAGUAUUUUCUGGAAGACGAAGACGCGAUCGGCCACCUGAACCCUCUGCAGAGAAUGGUGCAUUCGCUGCAGAAGAUCCGCUCGAAACAGAACUGGAAUCCCGAGUUUUUUGUGAACAUCAAAUUCUACGACAUGUUCGCAAUGUGGGAGAAACAAAUGCUGGACACGGCCGAAUGGCUGAUGCAUUCCAACGAAUUCCGACAGUUGCCACCUCACGAGAGGGUUCGUGUUUUCCACAAAAAUGCCCCCCUGAAACAACUGUUUUAGGUGGCAAUAUUCAAAAUAGUCUGGGCGGUGUGGCGACGAUUCGAGCGCUACACAAUGACGGCCGAGAUUUUCGGACAAAAGUGUUAUGAUGAGAAGGUGAGCGACUGUUUCAAGUCGAAAAUCAUGUCUUAGGACAGUUUGGCACAAAGUUGCGCUCUGGAACAUGCACCAUAGCAAGUUUAGCUCAAAAACAUGUUUCCUGCCCUAUUUCCGCGUCAAAUUCCCAUUUUUUCCGAUUCUGCUUCACUCGCACGAAUGCGCGGCUCGUUUCGGCGACUAUUUCAUCGACUACUCCAACGUUUCCGAUCACGGUUUCGAGCGUUUCAACAAGUACGUCCAUCGCAGACGAUGCACCAUAUUUUCCAUCGUCUUUUUGCAGCGUAUUCGGCGGAAAAAUGAUCCAGUACUACGAUAUAAUUGUGAAACCGUUUCUCGAGAUGCGAUUAUCGAUUACCGAAGUCACCUACGUGCUCUGCCAAAUUGUGUGGAAUUACGCGGGACGACGUCUUCAGGGACAGACCCAGACGGCCGGCGAGCAAUUUUUGGAGCAGAUUUCCGAUAAUCUUCACGAAUACUAUGAAACUCGGCCGGAAUCUCAGAACUAUGCGUCGCGCCUAACCAAAAUGAUGCAGAUGGUCAAUCAGAUGCUGGUCAGUGCGUUUUCUGCAAUUCCCCGACGAUUUUGAGCGUUUUAAACUUGUAAAUUCUCGAAAAUCUCAUGAAAAAUUAGUGCGAGUGCACCGGAAUUGACGACAAAUUGCAGAAUGUGCAGCUGAAACGUGAGGCGACAAUGGACAUGGCAAUGCUGUUCGAUAUGUUCAAUAUUGUGCUCACCGAGCCCGAAUUCUUUCGAGUUUGA